CGCGAUUUCCCAACAAUUACCAUGCUUCAGUUUUUACUUUUUUGCAACUGUUCUCAGUAUCAUCCCGCGUCGUUAUAUUGUGACGUGAUCUAUACGGUAAUUGUUUAACAAGAUGGUGACCUUUGCUUGGUGGCUUUCUGAAUUCUCGCUGGUCUUGAUAUUCUUCGUCGUCUGCUGGCUAUGGCUUAAUCGGAAGGAAAUAGUGUUAUCGAGAAAAUUGCCUGGGCCGCGUAUUUUACCCUUAGUUGGAAAUGCUUUAGAAUUCUGGUGUAAAGACGAAGACAUUUUUGAUAGAGCGGUGGAAUUGGUGGGCAGUUAUCCGAGUCCGAUGAGGUUCUGGUUCGGCCCAAAGUUUACCGUCAUGUUGAGGGACGCCGAACACAUCGAGAAAAUACUGCCGUACGCAAAGUUUUCGAACAAAUCCGAAGAUAUCUACAAAUUCCUGAAAGUUUUCAACGGGGAGGGACUCAUCACCUCUUCCGGUGCGAAAUGGAAGAAAGACCGAAAACUGAUAUCGCCUCUUUUUCUGAAACGCUCCGUAAUGAAAUAUUUCCGCGCUAUUUUAAGGCACGCGCAAAUUUUGGCGGACAUUUUAAGUCAGAAAGUUGACGGAGCAACGUUCAACGUUGAACAUUACAUACACAGGGCUACGACAGACAUUGUAAACGAGACUGUUCUGGGGAUAAGAUCGGACGCCCAAAACGGCGAAUUGGACGAAUUAUUGUGUCAUAUCGCUAGGUGCUACGAAAUUGUUCACAGAAGAAUAAUAAAAUUUUGGUUGCAAAAUGACUUUCUGUACAUGUUGUCAAAUUAUUAUUCAGAACAACAGGCCGCCAUCAGAGUCAUUCAAGAGUUUUUUAAUCGGUGCUUAAAAGCAGUCGAAGCAAGACAUGCACUGCCAAAGCAGGAAUGCGGGACCCGUUCAGUUUUAGAUCAGAUGGUAGAGAUAAGAAGGCAAGUGCCGGACUUUGUAAUCAGCGACCAGCAAAUGAUCGACCACAUGGCUACAUUGCAGUCGGCGGCCGAAGACACGAUAGCGGUGAUCUGCUCGUUUUCGAUGCUCAUGCUGGGAAAAUAUCCCGAGUAUCAGACCAAAGUGUUUGACGAAAUUGUCAGGGUAGUCGGUAGAGACGAAGCGCUCCGCCAAGAACACCUGCCGAAGCUUGAGUAUAUGGACAUGUUCCUCAAAGAAGUUUUGAGGCUGUUUCCGAUUGGACCAUUCAUCGUGCGGGUGGCAAGUGAUGACGCUAACAUCGCGGGUUGUGAGAUACCAAAGGGAACGUCUAUCGUUCUCGCGAUUCACAAUGUCCACAGAGACGCACGCUAUUGGGAGAGACCCGAUGACUUCUAUCCGGAUCAUUUUUUACCGGAAGCUGCGAGGUCGAGGCACCCUUACGCUUACAUACCGUUUAGCGCCGGACCACGAGGCUGCGUGGGCAAAACGUACGCACAAAUGACCUUGAAGAUAAUUUUGACGACGGUCCUGCAAAAGUACGAGAUAGAAGCGGAUGGUAGCUUGAAGGAUCUUGCUUUGACGACGGAUAUUUCGGUAAGGUCGAAGGACAACAUAUAUCCGAUUCGGCUCCGGAAAAGAAUGUGAGGAUACGUGCGUGUGUAAUUAUUAAAUCCAAUGGUGCUCAGUAGUACCUUAAUUUUAACACUAAAAAUACAUUUUUUUGUCGCUUGCGUUUUCACUUAUUAUGUAUUUUAUAUAUAGUAUAUAAAGUUGUGAUGCUCACGUUUUAGCCUAAGAUAUUGUUUUUUGACACUU
This is a messenger RNA of Cylas formicarius (sweet potato weevil), 1771 nucleotides long. RefSeq names its product cytochrome P450 4c3-like. The record is from RefSeq and is a predicted model, not a curated record. The transcript has 11 exons. Gene Ontology annotation, molecular function: heme binding; iron ion binding; oxidoreductase activity, acting on paired donors, with incorporation or reduction of molecular oxygen. Lineage: Eukaryota; Metazoa; Arthropoda; Insecta; Coleoptera; Brentidae. Bases 113 to 1600 code for a protein of 495 amino acids.